CCCAGAACAGUGAUGCAAGGGAGGCGUUUCCAUGCUUCCCUUCUCCCAUGUCUGCAUAAAUUCGGGGAUGUGAGUCCACUCCAGGCAUUGGAAGGGAACACAGCUGUAGGUGUCAUUUCUCACCAAGAAGAGUUUCCCACCAACUGAGAAGCCAAAAUGAAAAUCCUCUUGAGCCUGAUUGCCUUGUCUUUCACACUUGCCUUGUGUCAGGGAUACUGCCACGGUGUAGUACAGUAUGAAGAUGAUCAACCGGUGCUGUUCACCGAGUGCACUGAUCCCUAUGAUGGGAGCAAGCAUCCAUUGGGCUCCAAGUGGAAUACAGCGGAGUGCAUGGAAUGCACAUGUGAUGAAAGAAAGAUGGAGUGCUGUGUCAGGUGGUACUGUCGGUUCCGGGAAUUAAAGCAGUGGUAAAUCCAAACACAUGUAAAUAUGAGUUGUAUAAACUGGACGAUCCCUCCAAACCCUGUUUCUGAGCUUUACAAAUCCCACCCAAAUUCCUUUCAUGUAAGAGAAUCUAAAUAAAUCAGUCAUAUGUGCAUUUCUGUGUGUAUCUGUUGUCUUUGCUUGAUAUCACUACUUGCUGAAUUUGGUACGUAUCAUAAU
Molecule: messenger RNA, 603 nt
Organism: Lacerta agilis (Sand lizard)
Lineage: Eukaryota; Metazoa; Chordata; Lepidosauria; Squamata; Lacertidae
Product: small serum protein 2-like
Exons: 4
Coding region: 157-411 (84 amino acids)
Source: RefSeq, a predicted model, not a curated record